AGCCCCGGCCUGGCCAUGAGGAGCGGCGCGGAGCGCAGGGGCAGCGGCGCGGCGGCGCCCCCCGGCUCGCCGCCCCCCGCGCCGCCGCCCGCCGCCGGCCAGCCCCGCCGGGACUCGGGCGAUGCCCGCGCGCAGCCGCGCCCGCUCUUCGCGUGGAGCAAGUGGAAGAAGCGGAUGAGCUCGUCCAUGUCGGCGGCCACGGCGCGGAGGCCGGUGUUUGACGACAAGGAGGACGUGAACUUUGACCACUUCCAGAUCCUGCGGGCCAUCGGGAAAGGCAGCUUUGGCAAGGUGUGCAUCGUGCAGAAGCGGGACACGGAGAAGAUGUUCGCCAUGAAGUACAUGAACAAGCAGCAGUGCGUGGAGCGGGACGAGGUGCGCAACGUCUUCCGGGAGCUGGAGAUCCUGCAGGAGAUCGAGCACACGUUCCUGGUGAACCUGUGGUACUCCUUCCAGGACGAGGAGGACAUGUUCAUGGUGGUGGACCUGAUGCUGGGCGGAGACCUACGCUACCACCUGCAGCGCAACGUGCGCUUCUCCGAGGACACGGUGCGGCUGUACGUGUGCGAGAUGGCGCUGGCGCUCGACUACCUGCGUGGCCAGCACAUCAUCCACAGGGACGUGAAGCCCGACAACAUCCUCCUGGACGAGCAAGGACACGCUCACCUGACGGACUUCAACAUCGCCACCAUCAUCAAGGACGGCGAGAGGGCCACCGCCCUGGCGGGCACCAAACCAUACAUGGCUCCAGAAAUCUUCCAGUCCUUCGUCAGCGGUGGCAGCGGCUACUCCUUCGAGGUGGACUGGUGGUCAGUGGGCGUGAUGGCUUACGAGCUGCUGCGGGGAUGGAGGCCGUACGACAUCCAGCCCAACAGCUCCGUGGACUCGCUCGUGCAGCUCUUCGGCACGGCCAGCGUGCAGUACGCACCCGCCUGGUCCAAGGACACGGUGGUCCUGCUGCGCAAGCUCCUCACCGUGGACCCCAAGCACCGCUGCUCCAGCCUGCAGGAGAUGCAGGCCGCGCCCUCCCUGGCCACUGUGCUCUGGGACCGUCUGAGCGAGAAGAAGGUGGAGCCCGGCUUCGUGCCCAAUGCCGCCUGCACUGCGACCCCACCUUUGAGCUGGAGGAGAUGAUCCUGGAGUCGAAGCCCCUGCACAAGAAGAAGAAGCGCCUGGCCAAGAACCGCUCCCGGGACAGCAGCAGGGACAGUUCCCAGUCGGAGAACGACUAUCUGCAGGACUGCCUGGACGCCAUCCAGCAGGACUUCGUGAUCUUCAACAGAGAAAG
This is a messenger RNA of Sorex fumeus (smoky shrew), 1288 nucleotides long. RefSeq names its product serine/threonine kinase 32C (gene STK32C). The record is from RefSeq and is a predicted model, not a curated record. Gene Ontology annotation, biological process: protein phosphorylation; G protein-coupled receptor signaling pathway; regulation of signal transduction. Gene Ontology annotation, molecular function: ATP binding; G protein-coupled receptor binding; G protein-coupled receptor kinase activity. The transcript is spliced from 11 exons. Bases 16 to 1134 code for a protein of 372 amino acids. NCBI's taxonomy places the organism in Eukaryota, Metazoa, Chordata, Mammalia, Eulipotyphla, Soricidae.